Messenger RNA from Brassica oleracea var. oleracea, 1675 nucleotides. RefSeq names its product cytochrome P450 76C4-like. Gene Ontology annotation, molecular function: iron ion binding; heme binding; oxidoreductase activity, acting on paired donors, with incorporation or reduction of molecular oxygen. The record is from RefSeq and is a predicted model, not a curated record. The transcript has 3 exons. Lineage: Eukaryota; Viridiplantae; Streptophyta; Magnoliopsida; Brassicales; Brassicaceae. Bases 14 to 1549 code for a protein of 511 amino acids.
UAAGAACACACAUAUGGACAUCAUCUCAGGACAAGCUCUGCUUCUUUUCUUUUGCUUUAUCUUAUCAUGUUUCCUUAUCUUCACCACCGUCAGAUCCCGAAGGAGCUCUCGUGGUGCCGCAACGCUGCCUCCAGGCCCUCCCAGGUUACCCAUCAUCGGAAACAUGCACCUUGUUGGAAAGAACCCACACCGCUCAUUUGCACACCUCUCGAAAACAUAUGGAACAGUAAUGAGUAUUAAGCUUGGAUGUCUAAACACAGUUGUUAUGGCUUCACCAAACGCUGCAAGAGAGGUUCUACGAACGCACGACCAAAUCUUGUCUGGCCGCUACUGGAAUGAAGCCGUACGAUCCAUUGAUCAUCAUUCUUUUUCCGUCGCUUGGCUUCAUCCGUCGUCUCCUCUUUGGAGGCUGUUGAGAAAAAUAUCAGUUACGCAUCUGUUCUCACCACAGCGUAUCGAGGCCACCCAAGCUCUACGGAUGAAUAAGGUGCAAGAACUCAUCAACUUCGUGAGUGAAUGCAGUGAUAGAGAAGAAGCUGUUGACAUUUCUCGUGCAUCCUUCGUCACAGCCCUCAAUAUUAUUUCGAAUAUUUUGUUUUCAACCGACCUCGGUAAUUACGACUCCAGGAAGUCCAGUGACUUCCAGGACAUGGUGAUUGGUGUCAUGGAAUCUGUAGGAAAUACAGACCUUGCUAAUUUUUUCCCAUUUAUGAGAUUUCUUGACGUGCAAGGUACUAGAAAGAAGGUCAAGGACUGCUCGGAGAGGUUGUUUAGGGCUUUCAGAGGAUUGUACGAUGAUCGAAUCAAGGGAAACUCAUUGCAGAUGGAGAAUAAAGAUGUUUCGAGCAAGGAUUUUCUGGAUGCGCUUAUUGAUCUCAACCAAGGAGAUGAAGCUGAGCUAAACAUUAAUCAGAUUGAACACCUUCUUCUCGACCUAUUUUCAGCCGGCACAGACACAAACUCUAGUACCGUGGAAUGGGCAAUGGCAGAACUACUCCAAAACCCAAAAGCAAUGACAAAAGUUCAAGACGAGAUCGACAGUGUGAUAGGCCAAAAUGGUGUCGUCCAAGAGUCUGAUAUCUCACAACUUCCAUAUUUACAAGCUGUAGUUAAAGAAACUUUCCGUCUCCAUCCACCUGCUCCGCUUCUCCUCCCACGAAAAGCAGAAACAGAUGUGGAGAUUCUUGGAUUUCUUGUGCCUAAAGACACUCAAGUUCUGGUGAAUGUGUGGGCUGUAGGACGAGACCCGAGUACGUGGGAGAAUCCGAACCGGUUCGAACCAGAAAGAUUUUUGGGGAAAGAUACUGAUGUGAAAGGCAGAGACUAUGAGCUUACACCGUUUGGGGCUGGACGACGAAUUUGUCCUGGAUUGCCUUUGGCUGUGAAGACAGUGCAUCUCAUGCUUGCUUCCCUUCUCUAUUCAUUUGACUGGAAGCUUCCAAACGGCGUGGCUUCUGAGGACUUGGAUAUGGACGAGAGCUUCGGCCUCACAUUGCAUAAGACCAAUGCCUUACAUGCUGUGCCUGUCAAGAAACGCGUCAUUAGUUGACCGUUACUAUUGCUAUAUUUUCUCUUGUUUAGUACUUGUAAUAAUUUCAGAAAUCAUGCUAUUCAUGGCACACUAUAAGUUAAAUUAAAAAAUAAUUUCAAAUUAUAGAAACCUUACAAAAAUGGG